Molecule: messenger RNA, 233 nt
Organism: Acaulospora morrowiae
Lineage: Eukaryota; Fungi; Glomeromycota; Glomeromycetes; Diversisporales; Acaulosporaceae
Source: the annotation of a GenBank genome assembly
AUGUCCAAUAAUAGAAGGAAGAGGAGGAUUUCCGGUGGGACAGGAAUGCAGGGGAAAGAAGAUAUUCAAUACGCCACUUCUCGGCAUAAUCAAAAGCACAAAAACAGUUGUUUAUUGAACGAAAUUAGCCUCGUGAUCAUUGUAACCCCUCGCUCAAAAAAAGAAAAGGCAAUUAUGAUUUGCGUAUGGGUCUCUGGACUCCGACAUACAUACGUAAAUGCUAUGAUGGAUGA